Molecule: messenger RNA, 8043 nt
Organism: Bombina bombina (fire-bellied toad)
Lineage: Eukaryota; Metazoa; Chordata; Amphibia; Anura; Bombinatoridae
Gene: MYO15B
Product: myosin XVB
Exons: 45
Coding region: 1-7593 (2530 amino acids)
Cellular component (GO): cytoskeleton
Molecular function (GO): protein binding
Source: RefSeq, a predicted model, not a curated record
AUGUGUCAGCCAAAGAAACAAAACCUUUCUGUUGCUGGGACAUGUUUCUGUGUAAUAAAGUCUAAAAAUGACUAUUUUACUCUAUUGCAGUUCAGGGACAGCCGUCAGGAGCCUGUGACUAACAUGGACCUGACUCAGCUGGAUGUCCCGGCAGAGCUGGCUGCUGUGCUGCGUUCUCCUCAGGUUCAGUCCAAUGCCCAGAGUGCGCAUAUUACAGAAGUCUCACCGCCCCAGGUGAAGGCUCAGUCCACCCUAAUACUCCCUCCUGAUAUCGACAACUAUCCACUCUCUGCAUUUAUCCAGUCAUAUUUUAAGGACUAUGUCCUCCCCCCUCUGGACCAGCCAUUACAGCAUCCACUCACUCGUGUGGCUCAGCAUGAUCAUAGAGCUGCUCUUGAGCUGUACAAACUGAUUUUGAGGUUUGUGGGAGAUGCAAUGAUGCCAAGCUGGCAGCAGAGGAUUGUGGGUAAUUACAUAGCAGAGCGGUGCCUAUGCCAGCCCUCGCUGAGGGAUGAACUGCUUUGUCAAGUGGUGAGCCUGACCGUGCAAAAUGACAGUGAUGGACAAUGCCAGCGAGCCUGGCUUCUCCUUUCAGCAUUACUCAGUUGUCUUAUACCAUCACCCACCCUUGAGAAACCCCUUCUUAAGUAUGUCUCAGACAGAGCUCCAGAUGGUUACAAAGCUACUUGCCAACAUAAAAUGCUGCGGGCUGGACAACAUGGAAGCCUUGACUAUUUACGCUCCCAUGCACCAACUAUAUUGGAGUGGACAGCCAAUGAAAGGAGAGGGAAGAUGGUGGUAGAUUUGUUGACUUUCAGCGGUGAACGAUAUUCCACUGAAGUGGAUUCUUGGACAACAGGAGAGCAAAUUGCUGGAUGGCUUCUGCAAUCGAGAGGAACAGGAGAUCUCAACCGGGGUUGGACAGUCUCCAUACUGGAUAGAGAUCAGUGGAUUGAUUUGUGUGGAAGUGACUUCUUGCUGGAUGUGAUAGCAGAAGUUGAGGAUGGAGCUCCACCUCCUUUUUCUGAAUCAGCUGAUUAUCCCUUUGGAGAGGAAAGGAACAUCCCAGAGCCCCCUCCUGUCUUUGCUCCAACAUUUGCACCUGAUUAUCCAUCCUUCCCUGCUCCGGGGAUCCCACCUCCUCCUCCUCCCCCUUCAGUUCCACCUCCACCACCUCUUGCUCCAUCAUAUGCACCACUACCACCACCUGCUCCACCUUUAUUGAACAGAGGCAGUCUUCCAAUACCACCAGCUCCCUCAAUGCCAGCCCCUUUACUGUCAAAUGGAGGUCGUGAUACUCCCCAGAGGCUUGACAACUACGUAGAUAAUUUGUUUGACCCUGUGUUGUCUUCGCCAAUGGAUUUAGAGAGGUCGGAGAGCCUAUACAGACGCAUGAAGGGUGGUGGGGGUAUUGGCCCUACACGACAAGGAUCAUUUGCCCCCUCCGGUUAUACAGGAAUGGGUACAAUGCCUUCAUACCCUAUGCCAAUGGUGAAUGGGAUGAUGCCAGCUAUGGGCAGUAUGCAGAUGAUGCCUUCUAUGCCAGCUAUGAUGCCCCAACAAGCAAUGAUGCCCCAACAAGCAAUGAUGCCCCAAGCCAUGAUGCCACAGCCAAUGCCCAUGUCCCAGCCAGUGAUGCCCAGUCUGGACCCUACACAACUAGCAGCUCAACAACAAGCAUUUAUCAACCAACAAGCCCUACUCCUGGCUCAGCAGAUGACUCUUCAAGCCACAAUGUUAUCUCAGCAGCAGUCACCACGGCAGGACACUCCACUUAAGACUAAAGAGCAAGAACCUCCUGCGGUCUCUAAGCCUGCCUUUAAGCCUGCCCCUAAACCUGCUCAUAAACAAACACCUGCUACUGUUCCUGCCUCCUCUCCAGUUCCUUCCCAAGCACCUGCUUCUGAACCCUCUCCUGCACCAGUUCCUGCACCUGCUCCCCCUCCGGGCCCUCCAGCUCCAAAAGCCCCAGCACCCAAAUCAAAACCAGAGACAGAGUUUCAUAAACCUAAUGAUUUUCCAGAGGUUUUUUACAAUGAGGAUGACACUGAAUAUGUGUUUCAAAAACGAACUUUUGAGCAAAAACGACAAUUCUUCCAGAAACUGGGCGGUAAAGAGAAAAAUGUAAAAUCACAGCGACCUCCUUCCAAAAUCCUUCUUCCCAUCCCAAGUCCAGGGUCUGAAAGUGAGGAAGAAACACCUGAACCAGCUGAGCCAGAACCCCAGCCAGAUAUGUCCCUUCAAAAGGCACCACCUGUUCGACCUACCCCAACCCCUACCCCUAUCAAGCCAGAGCCUUCAAAUAAAGAACCCAAGAAGGGAGGGAUUGUAGUGAGGCCUGCUUCAAAGCCACAACCCAGCAGGGAGAUUAGGGAAAUCAUCAUGAUGUACCAAAACCGACCACAAUCAGAACCCAAACCCUUUGAACCAGUCAUCAAUCCAAAAUAUAACGAUUACUCUGCACAAUUGGAUACGACUCUGAAAAAACUUGAUGAUGAACUAACGGAGAAUAAACUAAAGAAAUAUCAUAGAGACUGUAAGGAUUAUGAACUCAAUACAGUCUAUAAUUGGACCAUAAGCAAACGUAAUACUGGGAAGAGAAAUAACAACAAAAGAAAGACAACCGACAAGAAGGUCACCUUUUCCAGUUUUGAAACUGAUGUUAGUGAUGAAAGUCCAAGAGCUUCAACUCCUAUCAGUGAACAGACCAAUGCAAGUGAUUUAACAGUUAAACCUAAGAAGGGAUCCACUCAUAGAUCCAUAGAAGAGAUCACAUCGACUGCUCAUAUCAGCAGUUCACAUGGAGCAGUUAAUGUUCUGGCAAAAAACGAUCUAACUAUGGAGGUCAUCAAUCCAAAAUAUAACGAUUACUCUGCACAAUUGGAUACGACUCUGAAAAAACUUGAUGAUGAACUAACGGAGAAUAAACUAAAGAAAUAUCAUAGAGACUGUAAGGAUUAUGAACUCAAUACAGUCUAUAAUUGGACCAUAAGCAAACGUAAUACUGGGAAGAGAAAUAACAACAAAAGAAAGACAACCGACAAGAAGGUCACCUUUUCCAGUUUUGAAACUGAUGUUAGUGAUGAAAGUCCAAGAGCUUCAACUCCUAUCAGUGAACAGACCAAUGCAAGUGAUUUAACAGUUAAACCUAAGAAGGGAUCCACUCAUAGAUCCAUAGAAGAGAUCACAUCGACUGCUCAUAUCAGCAGUUCACAUGGAGCAGUUAAUGUUCUGGCAAAAAACGAUCUAACUAUGGAGGAAGAUCUUAAUGUGGUGAAUUUAUCAAGUACACAACUUAACAAUGAAGAACUAAGUAUACUAUCCAAAGGCUUGGGGUUUGCGCCAAGCAGGGACUUUAACCUUUUCCGCACUCUGAUCGAUUUAAACAGGUUUACCAGAAAGCUUACAUUAAAGAGACACUUUGCUAUGGCGGAGAGGGUCUCUGCUCAAGAAUCUAAUGCUGAUCCAUCAUUGAGGGAUAAUACCGACGAAGAAUCUGUGAAUGAUACAAGUCUAAGUCUUUCUACCACUAAUACAGAUAUGGAUGGACUCAAUUUUGUUGAUCAAUGUGAAAUCGUUAAUUUACUUUCACUUGAGAGUGAGAGUGCACGAUCCAAUUCACUUAACUUGCAUAUACCUAAAGUUGCAACUAAUGCUAGUAAAUUUUUUUACCCCAUACAAAUGAGAGGUGACUUCAUUGAAGUCUUUCAGAGCUUAGUGGAAAGGGACCUUCAUGCCCUAGCAAAAGAAACCAAUACUAAUCAGAAACAUGGUACAAGUAGCAACCUGUCUAAGCAUGAAAGAAACACCUUGAGAAAAUUACAAGAUAAUAAAACCCUUGUCAUUCAAAAUUCCGACAAGGGAGGCUGCAUAGUUGUACAAGACAGGGCACAAUACACUAGUGAAGCCCAUAAACAACUUAGUGAUAGUGCCACCUAUCGGAAAUUAACGUUUAAUCCUACAAGACAAUUUGUUAUUGAAUUAAAUAACUUUCUUGACAUGUCUGUUCAGGAAGGCAUUAUCACUAAGUUUAAAGCAGAUUCCUUAAAAACCCAAUUCCCAACCACACCGGUUUUUAAACAUCUACCCAAAAUUCACAAAAAUAGGGAAUGUCCUCCUGGUCGCCCUAUCAUUUCCGGUGUGGGCUCCCUUGGAGAAAAAUUGGGGUCUUUUAUUGAUACGGUUCUUCAGCCGAUUGUCCAGAUAACCCCAGCAUACCUUCGUGAUACCAAACAUCUGUUAAGGCUUUUAAAUUGUUUACAUAUUAAUGAGGAUGACACUUUACUUACUAUUGAUGUCACAUCAUUAUAUUCUUGUAUACCCCAUAACCUAGGCAUAGAGGCCUUAAAAGCCAUGUUAAAGAUGUACACUGCAUAUGAUGACAAGUUCAUUGGAUUUGUAUGUGAUGGUGCAAAUUUUCUUUUGAAUCACAAUAACUUCACAUUUGAAGGCACACACUAUGUUCAAAAUCAGGGCACCGCUAUGGGUGCAAAGUUUGCACCAUCAUAUGCAAAUCUAUACUUAACCAAUUUUGAAUUUCAGAAAAUAUUUCAUCAUACCAAUCCUUUUAGGUCUCAGAUAAAGUUCUACCGAAGAUUUAUUGAUGACCUUGUAAUAGUAUGGAGUGGAGAUAUGAACUCCAUACCUCCAUUCUUAGAAUAUCUCAAUGCAAACCACUAUAACUUGGGAUUUACUCAUACUGCAUCUAAACACAGUAUUCCAUUUUUAGAUAUCACAUUAACGUUAGAUACUUUAUCUCAUUCAGUCCUUACCUCCACAUUCAGAAAACCUACAUCUGGCAACACAAUUCUACGAGCUGACUCUCACCAUCCAGUACAUCUUAAGAUGGCCAUUCCCAAGGGACAAUAUAUGCGUCUUAGACGUAACUGUACCAAUAUUAAUACAUACAAAGAACAAGCCUCAUCUCUUACACAGCGUUUACAAAUUAGGGGACGACCUGCACAAAGUUUUCUCAAGAGGAAAGAUCCCAAACAGGAGGCACUUGAAAGGCUGAGGCUCGGUAGUAUUUCUCCACAGGAUUCCCCUGAUUCUCCCACAGAAGGUGUCGUUCAAGAGAUGCAGAAGACACUUUCUCAAAUAUUCCAACCUGAUUUUAUUCCUCCUCCCCCAAAUAUACAGGCCCCAGGUUUAGAAUCGCCAGUUCACUCAGGACGUAUCCUUGACAGUGACAACACCAUGAAGUCCUAUUUAAGCAAAUUGGAUGCCAGCGUAUUUUUCUCAUACAGUGAUGUGACGUGGAGACUGCAUGUGCGCAAAGAGGUCUUCUAUCCCAAAGAAAAAUUUAGUCACCCGUACUACCUGAACCUGCUAUGUGAACAGAUAAUACGAGACACAUUUUCUGAUUCUGGAAUCCGACUAACUCGGGACGAAAGGAGAAAGAUGAAAGACUUACUUAAUGAUUUCCGUGUGGGAGGUGAUGCAAAAUCUAUAACUGAGGACAACAUUAAGAAGCGCAUUGUAAUUUCUGCACGGGACAACUGGGAGAAUUACUUCUCACGCCUCUUUCCUGUCAGUCUAGAGGAGGCAAAUGACCAGCUGAUUCUAGGGGUAUCACAUCGAGGUAUCCGACUGUUAAAGGAGGUAAACGCUACAGGAAUCAACCAGAGACAUCUGAAGACUCUUUGCAGCUAUAGUUUUGCAGACAUUUUGUCCCUGGAGAUGAAGGCAGCGCAUUCCCUGAAGUUCUGUCUGCGCAAUGAGGAAUUACUGCUGCAUUCAGAGAAGGCCCAGCCGCUCAAGGCCCUUGUGGACUUGUUUCUUUAUGAGUUGCUAAAGGAUUCAAAUCAUGUGGUCGCAGUGCGCAGUCACAUUACAGAUGACAAGAGCCUCCUACACUUUAAACAGGGUGACAUCAUUAAACUGUUGCCAAUGGAUGGACUACAACCAGGGUGGCAGUUUGGUUCGAUUGGUGGGCGUUCUGGCCUUUUCCCUUCACACCUGGUGAAGCCGGCAGCCGCUCCAGAUUAUCACUCAGUGCUGGAGAGGAGGGAGGCAAGCAGGAAUGGAUCCACUAUACUGCAGAGAAGCAUCAGCAGAGAGAGUACCCCAACAAGUGAGGUGUCACAAUCGCCAUCUCCUCUGCCCAUUGACACUGCCCUUUACACCAUGGUGGAGUUUGCUCUUAAGUAUUUUCGUGAGUCGCAGACCAUGAUGGGCUGGAAAGGAAUGAUAGCUGAAGGAAAGCGGUCAAUUGAACUUGUGCAAUUCACAAAGGUUCCCAUCCAAGAGUCUCUUAUUUUCUACACAGACAAAGAGUUAAAUGAGCUGGCAACGAACAACUUUAUGACUCUGAUGAGGUACAUGGGAGAUCAGCAUAUGAGAGAGCGGGAUGAUGAGGCAUGUGUGUACGAGAUCCUGCAGUUAUGCAGAGAGAAACAAGCUCUGAUUGAUGAGGUUUACUGUCAAGUUAUAAAACAAAUCACAGAAAACCCUAAGGCGGAGAGCUGCAACCGUGGCUGGCUUCUCUUGAGCCUGAUAACCGGAUUCUAUGAGCCAUCCAAAACAUUAUUGCCAUAUGUUACCAAAUACCUGCAGGACAGUCAAGACUCAAACCAGGAGAUGUCCCGAACAUGCCAGGAACUCCUCCGGCGCACGGUGUUGUACCACGGUAGAAGGCACCUUCCCUCGAGGCGAGAGCUCGAGGCGCUGAUGGGUGGACGGGUGACCAGACGUCUUAUAGUCACCUUUCCUGGUGGAAUUGAAUACACUACCAAAAUCAAAACUUUCACAGUGGCAGCUGAUGUGCUACCUGAAACCUGUGAACAGAUAGGCGUGUCUGAUCCAAAUGAGGUGGAAGAAUUUGCCCUCUUUGCCAACAAGAGUCAAGGUGAAGUAGUGCGGCCGCUGAAAGGUGGAGACUACAUCCAAGAUUUCCUACUACCAGACAACUCUGUAUCUCUGGAAUUCAGACGAGUCACAUGGAAAGCACCUCUGAGCGGGCGCAGUGAGCUAUAUGUACAGGUGCACUUCAACCAGGUGCUCCCUGAUUACAUGAGAGGCAAGGCCCUUUUACUAAGCACCCAGGACAAGCUGGAGAUGCAGACAGGGACAGUGGCUGGCAUUCUUCAUCGAAUAAAAGGGCUGAGCAGCCCCCCAAGCAAGCAGGAACUCCAGGAAUAUAUUCCCAGCAAUGUGCUAAACCGAGUGAACCUUCAGUCAGUGCAGCAAAAUCUCAUGCAAGCGUUGAGGGAAACCCAGAACAUGAGUCCACUGCAGGUCAAGACCCGUUUUCUGGAAACAGUAGCAGGGCUCCCCCUGUUUGAAUAUAGUGUGUUUAUGGUGAAAAGGAUCAGCGAGCCCGGAGUUACCUCCCCGUGUUUUGUGGCGGUCAAUCACCAGCAUUUAUUAAUCUUGGAGAAUAACAGUCAGAACCCACAUUGCAGCAUUGCUCUGCAGGACAUCCAGACUAUGCGCACUAUGCGUGCCCUGGACAGCAACACAUUGCCUGGUGUGGAGGUGCAUCAUGGCACAGCCUCCAAUCCCCGUACCUUGUGGAUGGAGCUCUCAGAGGCUAAGGAGCUGUACCACACCCUUACACUGAUGAUAAAGAGCCUGGAAACUGCUUCUUCAUAGAAAAUCCUACUGUCGUCCAGUUCUUGUGUAUAAAUACAAUCUAAGUUAAUUAUGUGUUGAUUUAAAGGUGCAGGACACUGGGUGACUCAUACGCGAGAGGAUGCAUUUUAUCUCAAACUGGGAAUGCCCUGUGGUCAUGUUUUGGGCCACAUUGGUUAGGAUCAGUUGAACCUGCAAGCCUCUAUAGGCGCAGCACCUAACCAGAACCAUCAGCUACUAUACAAUAUAUAGAUAUUAGCCAUGUACUGUAGAUUGUUGCAGGGACCUUAGCCAUCUUAGUAAUGAAAACCAAAAAUGAAUGAAUUCCUGUCUCUAUAGUGCUGCUGUAUCUACAAUGCAGGCGAUAACCAGGCAUGAUCAGACCUAUGUGAUGUUAAUAUUGUGUUACUAAACAAAUCACCAGAUAUCUGGUCUGUUGUAUUUAACAAAAUAAAAUCUGCUUAAAAACAA